Molecule: messenger RNA, 1136 nt
Organism: Trichomycterus rosablanca
Lineage: Eukaryota; Metazoa; Chordata; Actinopteri; Siluriformes; Trichomycteridae
Gene: tmem54b
Product: transmembrane protein 54b
Exons: 6
Coding region: 187-936 (249 amino acids)
Source: RefSeq, a predicted model, not a curated record
CUUGUUGUACUGUGUGGUAGAACUGGGGCUACACGUGGAAUUAAGUGUUUGUUUUUCCUGUCGCAAAUCUGUUUAAGAUUUAAUUUAGGAUGACUUAAAUGUCUUUCAACAAUCAAGAUAAAAUUAUGCAGCCAGGUAAGCUUCACAUAAAGCUCAUGUACCAGUCCAGAGGAACCCAGGACUCUAAUGAAGUUUGGCCUGUAUUUGGUGCUUGUGGGUCAUGUGAACUUUCUGUUGGGGGCCCUGGUACAUGGCACAGUGUUAAGGCAUGUUAGCCUUAACACUCAGACUCUGAAGUAUGCCGUCUCAAAUAUACUAGCUCUGACAGCUGGCUUAGUGGGAAUAAUUGUUGGUGUACUGACGAUAAUCCUCUCGAAAAAUAAGCAGAAUCGAUUACUGGUAUGGUGUGUGUGCAUGCUGGGUGCAGUAGGUGGCGCACUGGCUGCUUCCUCUAUCGUUGGACUGCUGCUCUCUCUUGUGUGGGCAUUUAUAUAUGGAACCAAGGGUCUUCUGCUUCACUGCAAUUUAUCUGAUGGCAUGAGCUACUUCAGCAUCACCACUGAGUGCCACUUUGAUCCAACACGCAUUUUUAGUACCACUUUGAUCCUGUGGUUUCCAUUGAUUGUAAUGAGUGUGUUGGAGCUGGUGUUCUCAGGCAGCUGCUGUGCAAUGUCCAUCUCUUUCAUCCGCCACAAAUCAGAAAUGCACUGUGAAACCAGAUCGGCAAAGAACCUUGCAGCAGCUGAACCACUAGUCCUUUCCUUCCAUGCCCCACCCCGUCAUUGCCAUAGUAACAGUAAGUUUGUGCAACACCCAGAAGAGCUUGAGCUGCUGCGUGCAUCACGCCCAUACAGCUCGAGCCGUUCUGCCCAAAACAGACCUACAUCACCCCGGUUCGACAGAGGCUCACUGAACAGGGCUAGCUUUUGGAUCUGAUUAUGAGCCUGCUGUUACUCUGGGUGAACUCCCACCCUGCUGAACUGAAGGUCAGUUAUCCUAUAAAGAGUUUACACUGAAGAAAAUGUGCAGUUCGUGUUGGCUGGUAUAUAUCUGCACUGGCAAAUGUGCUUUUGUUUUGAAAUACCAUGUGUGAAAUUUAGUAUUUAAUAAAAUUUAAUAAAUGAUACACAAAAUUA